Penicillium brasilianum is the source of this 4969-nucleotide messenger RNA. Lineage: Eukaryota; Fungi; Ascomycota; Eurotiomycetes; Eurotiales; Aspergillaceae. The record is from the annotation of a GenBank genome assembly.
CGGGUAUCCACUCGUCGGCAUCGCGAUCGCGGAAACUCCAACCAGUGGAGAGUGACUGACGACUGAAUUCCAUCCUGAUGGGAUGUUUUUUGGUAUUUGUUAAUAUUUGAAUACUGACUAUUUAACGACUGGGGAGAAGGAGCUAUUUAGAAGCAGCUGCGAUGGGCUUAUCGAUAAGAAACCCCCCACGAGCCUUCCUUUUUGGGAACGGAGGUCCCGGGCACAUGACUUUCCUGCCUUGGAGUUCGGGUGUCAAUAUUCCCUGAUCAGGUGGCCGGGUUGUCCAUAGACUUGCCAAAUCUCCUCUUUUGUCUUCUGUGUGUCGAGGUGGAAUUACCAAUUUCCGGUUCCAGUGCCCCUCCAGGAGCAGAGACGGAGCAUGUUGGCUGACUUUCGCUCAAAGGGGACGACUGCCAGUCAUCUUUCUUGGUCACGGAGGUCUCUCCGUCGAGCUGCUGCCUCACCCAAACUCUCAGGAUGAUAUUCUCAGACUUCUAUGAUUGAGUCCAUGGAACUCGCUUCGACAAAUUGACAAAGUCAAGCCAUUCUGGCUCUCAACUGCUGAAACCCACUAGCUUGGGAGCCAACUACACGCUAGUCCACUUGCGUGUAAUGGACCCCCUCAAGCCGAACCAAUGAUCAGACUGCUCCCCCAGGAUUCGGGAGAGUCAACGGCCCCUCCAUUCUUCGGCUCCCAAGGACACAUGUUAGCCAGGCUUGGCAAUUUCAUGCAUUCCCCCCCUGCUUCUCUCCAGGGGUUCAAUCGAAAAGGAGUCGCAGUCCAUGUGCUGCGGGGUAUUCAGAUGGUCUCCUCCUCCACCUUGUCAACGUCACUUUUGCCGCGGAUGAAAUGUCCAGAUAUGCCGUGCAGGCCGGCAUUUCGAUGUUUGGGGUGAUGGGAAUGCCUCUAAAUCAUCUCCUCAUCUCCUCGGGCACUUGACUCGAAGAGGAUAUCGCGCCCGGAAGAACAGGGUCUCGGCAUCGGUGUGGUGCGCUCCCCGUGGCAAUUGGACAGUUGCUACUGAACACGCUUCCCAAAGUCCCCGCUUGAUCAAAAACGGACCUGAAAGAAACGUUGAGAAGGGUCCCGUCGCUUUUCAGUCCCGAUUCCGCCUCGUUUGCCUGACUCCAUACCGUGGGUCAAAAAGAGGGCCCCCCGAUGAGUGGUGAGGAACUGAGAAUCAUUGGGCGAGCUUGCAGCCUGGCUCUCUCGGUACCUCUGCUGAUUCAUGCAAAGGGCUAUAACUACCUGGCAACUGCAUCGCCUGCUAACCUCCGGACUAAAGGAAUCAUGGCCGGCGCUACGAAGUUGUUUUAGUGUCAAAUCCAAGAGGAGGUGACCCUGGAUCGGCAAGUCCUGCGACGCUCUUUCCCCAGACGAUCAUCUGGUCGACUACUGCAGGGUUCCUUUUCUCCAUCCACACUCAUAUGGUCCUCUCUCCUGCUACGAGCGGGGAUUAUUUGCCCCCCUCUGAAACCCUGAAAGGGCAUGCCAAAAAAGACUCUGGCGCAUGAAGAACAGACAUGUGGCGUAUAGAAAACAUGCAGCCUCCGUAAUCAUGUUGCCUCUUUAAUCUCGCUCUCGCAUCCUGGUCAGCCUGGCGCGUGGCACCGUCCCGGUCAGACCUGUAGAACUGCCGCCUCCCCCCCCCAUGCACGUUCCAUCGGACUCCGCCCCCAGAUACUUUGUGUGGAAACCCUGGUCUCCUAUAUGUCGGUACUCAAAUUAUGAUGACGAGGGCAAUGGAAAUUCUGUCCGAACUGAGCAGGGGCAAGGAUAUGGCCCUCUGACCCAGUUAACCCGGCGGUUUCCAUACAUUCUGCCUCCGCAGUAGAUCCACGCUAGCGUGGUUAAUCCCGCACAUCACCACUCACCGAGUCUGUCCCUGACGCAUAACCCAAUAAGCGAGGCCGUAUCCGGGGACCCCGGAGUCGCUGGAAGACGAAUGGUCAGCGACUCGGAGACUCGGCGGCCUAGAAAUGUGAUGAAAAGAUGAACGAAGGUCUUGUUCCCUGAAAAUGCGGGGAGAUUUAGGCGGAUCAGGCUAUUCUGGUCGACUAUCUCGCUUCCGUCUUAGCUGCCCGUCGCCCGCGCUCUUAGUCGGCCGUGGGCCCUCUUUUCUAGCCUUUUUUUUCCUUUUUUGAAUCGACUUCAUUCUUCUUGCUACUAUUCCCCAUCGACCGGACGACUUUGCUCUUUGUUCGCAAAGUGACUGAUAUUCACUUUCAACUCUAACCGGGAUAUACUGCAACGGACACUCAGCCGCUCUGUUGUCCUGGCUUACUCUGCCCGAUUAUCUGCCUCCCUAUAAUUAUCCCCGAGAUCAUACGACAAUCUCCGUCUAUCGAUUCUGUUUCAUUAUCGAAAUCGCAAAGAAAGUGCCGCCUCCCCCAAAUUAUGUGACUCUUGACCACAACAUCUGCGUGAUACCGUGCAGUCCAUCAUGUUCCACACCUUUGAAGGGUUCGAGAACCCGACUGUGGCCACUCCUGCCCGCACUACUCGUCCCCCCAAUCCCGAGCGCCGCGACUCGGUAAGCCGCAGAGUGACGACUCUCCGUGCUUGUACGUCUUGUAGACAUCGCAAGAUUAAAUGUGAUGGUGAGAAACCAUGCGAGGCUUGUCGUUGGUACAAGAAAGCCGAUCAAUGUCAUUAUUCAGAUCCUCGUCCAUCUAGACGACAUGUUGAAAAGUUGUCUACUACCCUUGAUGAAUACCGAGGCAUCCUAGGAAAGUUAUUCCCCAAUCUUGCGCCAGAGUCUCUGGUCAAUUUGCCGCGGGAGAGGCUGCUUGAGCUGGCGGUUGGAUCUGCAUCUGCAGCGUCGCUCGCACAGGCUCCUGGGGCACACCAAGCGCCGCACCCUGCUUCCCCUGCUACUUCAGCUUCGGUAGAAGCUCAUGUGUCGCCUCUGUCGAAUGAAGAUGACAAUCUCGAGUCUCUCCAAAGCAUGCCCGAGGAGCUCGAUGAUAGUCGCCCGAGUUCCACCGACUUGGUCGAGGGUGUCUCGGACGACGUCAAUGCGCUGUCUCUGUCCGCCCGACAGCCAUCAUCUUACCUUGGCGUUUCAUCUAUUCAAGCCGUACUGAAGGUCAUCGUCUGGCUGGAUCCAGGGUGUGCCACAUACUUCUCUCGAACUCCCCCCACGCAUCCACGCGACCAGGCUGGUCUCGAAUACGAUAUGCCUUCUGAGUGGAGCCAUGGCGAGGGAUCCUUACAGACACAGCACUGUAUCCCACCAACCGAAAUGCAGAUGCUGGACGCAUAUUUCCUGCAUUUCCAAGCCUUUGCUCCCUUGAUCGAUGAGAAAAUGUUCCGCGAGACCUACAUGAUGGGUCACCGAAAGGAUGACCACUGGCUCGCGCUGCUCAACAUUGUCCUCGCCCUGGGCAGUGUCGCUGCAUCAAAGCCGGACGACCAGACGCAUCAGACAUAUUUCUUGCGCUGCAAGAGCCAUCUCAGUCUAAGCUCGCUUGGAAGUGCCCAUCUGGAGACCAUCCAAGCACUUGGCUUAAUGGGUGGCUGGUAUUGCCACUAUAUCAGUCAGCCUAAUCUGGCAUAUUCUCUUAUGGGUGCUGCACUUCGGAUGGCAGCGGGGCUGGGCUUGCACAAAGAGUUUGCUGAAAGCCGACAAGUACCGAGUCCGAGUAAGCUGGCCUCGAUGGAUCUCAAGCGCCGGGUCUGGUGGUCCCUCUUCUGUAUGGAUACUUGGGGAGGCAUGACCCUGGGACGGCCGAGCAUGGGCCGUUUCGGACCUAAUAUCACAGUGCGGCCACCCAAUUGUCGCGACAAGGGCAACGUCCUCGAAAUCCUUCCAUUGGUGGAAAAUAUCCGAUUCGCUAAAAUCGCCACCCAAGUACAAGAGUCGCUCGCAGCUGCCCCCCUCGUCAAACACCAGGAGAUGGCUCAUGCUGAUGCGCAGCUCCUUGAUUGGUGGGAAAAUCUCCCAACCGUUCUCAAAGACCACGAGUCUUGUUCGGAGUCUAUCAGAACCGUGCGAACUGUAAUGAGAUGGCGGUAUUACAACCAGCGCAUGCUACUCUUCCGCCCCACGCUGCUGAGCUAUGCGAUGCGACGCGUCCCAUACAUUGCUUUGAGAGCGGAGGAACGAACUGCGAUAGAAAAGUGUCGUGAGGUUGCUGAACAAUCUAUUCAAAACAUCGCCGCCACAGCACAGCUCAACCAGCUCUGUGGCUGGAACGCCGUCUGGUGGACCUUCCAAGCAUCUCUCGUCCCCCUAGUUGGCCUAUUCCUCAACGACCCCACAGCCGACGACCCCCGCGCCUCCAUUGAGUCCUGCCAAGCACAGGUGGAAAUGGCACUGGCAACUCUCGCGCGUAUGCAAACAUACGGACAUACCGCGAAGCGCUCGCUGGACGCCAUCGCGCGUAUCUAUGAAGCUAGCAAGCGCGGACAAGAUAUGGCCACUUCUAGCAGUGCUGGAUCUGUCCAGUCUAACAUUUUUUCCGCUGGUCGGGACUCGAGUAUGAUGUUCUCGCCGCCUGAACCAGCCCGUAUGGGCAUGACGCUCGGCGAGAAUGGGUUUGCAGAUCCGUUGACUACGCCGUUUGUCGAUGACUCGGGCCAGUAUCUCUGGGAGUAUCUCAGUUGGAGUGACCAGAGCAUGUGGCCGGGCCUUUCGGAUGUUGAUACCCGGAGCGAGGCUAUGGCGUUGCUGACGCCCGAUCAUGAGAAGGGUCCGAAGUUCGGGUCGCAUCCCUACUUUGAGCCUAUUCCUGACUCUUAUUUUGUCAAUCCACCGGUCUUUUAUUGAAUGGAAAAUGUGUGAGGUGAUGUGAUGCGAUGCAUUCUUUGGAAUUUUCUGAUGAAGCAUUUUGUACUGCUGAUUGUUCGUGUAUGUUUAUCUUUAGCGGAUAUGAGGCCACGUGGGAAAUCAUAUGCUUUUUUUAUUCUAGUCUUUAGCUUAUUGAAUGUAAAUAUAUUCCUUUCAAUACGAAUACUUUUCGAAAU